AUGAGAGGUGGAAGCAAUGUUGGACAAGAUAAUAUGCGCAAUGUCAAGCGUAUUCAUUGGUGCAUCGGGUUCUACUUUUAUAGAGGAUAUCUUGAAACUCAGAAAAGAUUGGAGAACUGUUUCAGAUUGCGAGGAGUAUCUCUGCAAAAUGAGCAGCCUAAUUUUGUAGCUGAUCAUGAAUAAGUUAGGAACAAAGCAGAUUAACACAAUCUCACGUCUUGUGAGAGUUCUCAACUUCUCAUCAUAAACAGUCUGAUUCUCUUUUUGUUCUUUUGUGCAUAGGUUAUUAGUGUAUCAUACAAUAAAGCCACGCUUCUCUGUAACUCAUUGCUGUUCCGAUAUAACUUCUGUGAUGAAAGUUUCUCAGUGAUUUAAAAUUAAA
Molecule: messenger RNA, 382 nt
Organism: Thlaspi arvense
Lineage: Eukaryota; Viridiplantae; Streptophyta; Magnoliopsida; Brassicales; Brassicaceae
Source: the annotation of a GenBank genome assembly